GGUCGAGCUGAAGCGUUUGCUGCUCGCACCGGAAGAGUGUUCCCUCCCGAGCAUCUUAUUUCCACCAUCCGAUCAGGACUUGCAAUGUCCCCUUUUUUUACAGUGAUCUACUAGGACAAUAUGGCAUUUGAAUCUGAGACUGAUGUUCUUCUCUACAAAAAUGAUGAGUUCAGAAUAUUGUGCCAUGGUGAUGUAUACUGUUAUAAAAGACUACUGAGACAGGCCCUUCAAUAGUCCUGCAAAGGAGAAUCGGUGCUUAUACCUAAAAACUGAUAUUUUUCUGAAGCAAUGACAACUUUCAGUAGUGUUUAUUACAGGAAGAUUUUGUAUCUAUUCUCUUACCGUGGAUAUUUUAGAAUGAAUCAAAUUAAAGAUACUCUUCUAAAUCCCUGGCACAGACAUCUGAGAAAUUACUCCUGUUAUAAAGCCAAUUUGGUCUCAGCUGUUGAUGUGGUCAAAUAUUGGCAAGCGGUGUUUGAGGCAAACAAUAUCCCAGAAGCGCAGACAUCUUCUGAAUAUAUUGUUUCCCAUGUCCUGGGAGCAAAAACAUUCCAGAGUCUGAAUGCCAGCAGCAUAUCUGCUCCCCUUUCAGCAAAGCAACAAAAACAGAUCCAACAGCUCUGUGCUAAACGACUACAACGGAUGCCAGUACAGUAUGUUCUUGGUGAAUGGGAUUUCCAAGAUCUGACACUCAAGAUGAAGCCUCCAGUUUUCAUUCCUCGACCAGAGACAGAGGAAUUGGUUUCACUCAUUCUGGAUGAAGAACACAGAAAGAGAUUGACAUCUGCAUGCAGCAAGGACCUUCAGGAUUUCCCAGAGACCCGUGGUCCAGUUAUUUUGGAAGUUGGCUGUGGCUCAGGGGCAAUUGGUUUAAGUCUUCUGAAAAAGCUUCCUCAUAGUCAGCUCAUUGCCAUUGAUAAAUUAGAAGCGGCUGUUAAUCUCACCAAGGAAAAUGCUGAACGGUUACAUCUACAGGAAAGAAUCCAUGUUUUUCACCAUGAUAUAUCUUCAUGUUCUUGGGAAUGCCUACAGCCUUGGGGUUUGGCAGAUACUAUCAUCAGUAAUCCACCUUACAUUUUUCAUGAAGAUAUGAGUGGCUUGGCGGCAGAAAUUCUCUGGUUUGAGGAUCUCAGUGCCCUGGAAGGAGGAACGGAUGGGAUGAGCAUAAUCAAAGAGAUUCUGAAAAUGGCCUCUUACAUUCUCAAGAAUUGUGGGAGUGUGUAUUUGGAGGUUGACCCCAGGCAUCCCAAAAUGGUAACAAAUUGGCUGUCCGGUCAUCCUGAUUUGAACCUUUUUGUAUCUGCUACACACAAGGACUUCUGUGGAAAGCCAAGGUUUCUGCACAUUCAAAAACGUAGGAAAGAAGAUCAUGACUAGUUCUGUCUCCUAACCCUGGAUUGUUUACAGUGCUUUCUAAGGGGUAUGUUCUCAGGAAGCCAGAUGUCUCUUGAUAACAUCUGCUAACUCGCAUUUUGCUGGGGAUGAUUUAUUUCAAAUUUUCAAGUUAUUUUGUGGUUAUUCCCGUUGUUAUAUGAGAUAUACCAUUUAUAUCCAAUGUAUAAUUGCUAUUUUUUUAAUCUUAUAAUCACUUUACAUUCCUCAAACUAAGGGUGUAGAAUGGAGGUAAGAAUAAAAUACUAUAAAUGCAGAAUAAAAUACUUUUAUAGAAACAUGAGAUACGGAAACAUUUUUUUAAAUCAUAAGGAGAAACUUAGAAAGAGAUUGUUUUUCCUUUCCAUUCCAUUGUCCCCUAAUUGCUAUUUAAGUGUUUGCCUAUUUAGAGUUUUUGAUCUGUAAUUCAGGUGCUGAGAAGCAGGAAUUGAAUUUUCUGAACAAAGUGUGUAUGUGUCUAUAAUUAGUACAUGUCAGAGGGAAGCUUCAAAGUGUACUCUAUGCUUGAUAAUGUAUCAGUAUUGGAUUUUGCUGCUUAAUUUCCCUUUUGAUAAAUGCUA
Messenger RNA from Protobothrops mucrosquamatus (brown spotted pit viper), 1952 nucleotides. It is a transcript of the gene HEMK1, whose product is annotated as HemK methyltransferase family member 1. Bases 289 to 1377 code for a protein of 362 amino acids. Gene Ontology annotation, cellular component: mitochondrion. Lineage: Eukaryota; Metazoa; Chordata; Lepidosauria; Squamata; Viperidae. Gene Ontology annotation, biological process: protein methylation. The record is from RefSeq and is a predicted model, not a curated record. Gene Ontology annotation, molecular function: nucleic acid binding; protein methyltransferase activity. The transcript is spliced from 11 exons.